Molecule: messenger RNA, 666 nt
Organism: Microthlaspi erraticum
Lineage: Eukaryota; Viridiplantae; Streptophyta; Magnoliopsida; Brassicales; Brassicaceae
Source: the annotation of a GenBank genome assembly
AUGAGGCCGCAGAUAGUUCUGUUCGGCGAUUCAAUAACGGCGCAGUCGUUCAAAUCCGGCGGAUGGGGAUCUGCCCUUGCCGACGCAUACUCUCGCAAAGCUGAUGUAGUGGGCUCUUCUUCAGCUUCUCCAGUUGCUACGACGAUAUUCUUUGGAGCAAACGAUGCAGCUCUCAAAGGAAGGACGAGUGAUAGGCAGCAUGUGCCAGUGGAAGAGUACACAGAUAACAUGAGAAAAAUGGUUCUGCACUUAAAGAAAUGUUCACCUACCAUGCUGAUUGUGCUUGUAACUCCACCACCAAUCGAUGAAGCUGGACGGCAAAGUUAUGCAGAAUCAAUCUAUGGUGACAAAGCUAUGAAAGAGCCUGAGAGAACAAACGAAGCCACAGGAGUCUAUGCACAACAUUGUGUUGCAUUAGCUGAGGAGCUCGGUCUGCGAUGUGUCAACCUCUGGUCCAAAAUGCAGGAAACCGAUGAUUGGCAGAAAAAGUACCUAAGUGAUGGACUGCAUCUAACGCCAGAAGGCAAUGGAGUAGUAUAUGAACAAGUCUCGAGAGUGUUUAGAGAAGCUUGGCUCACUCCUGAAGAAAUGCCGUUUGAUUUCCCUCAUCAUUCGCAGAUCGACGGUCAAAACCCAUCAAAAGCUUUCCAAGAUCGUUGCUUAUAA